Ambispora leptoticha is the source of this 279-nucleotide messenger RNA. NCBI's taxonomy places the organism in Eukaryota, Fungi, Glomeromycota, Glomeromycetes, Archaeosporales, Ambisporaceae. The record is from the annotation of a GenBank genome assembly.
AAUACCACUCGCAGUUUUAUCUUUUCAUUGGGCGCUGGAUUAAAUACAAAAGAUGCAAUACUAAGUCGUGUUAUUGUGCGACAAAGUUCAUUUGCAAUUUGUGAUUACGGAGUGGGAAAUUUGGAAGAUUCUGUUGGGUUUGGUGCUGGUGAUCUUCCUUUGUUCGGAUUUAAAUCGAAACGAGCGUCUUAUCAAAGACAAGUGAUCUCAUCACAAUCAUUUAAUAUCUCCGAAUUCGAAGUUUUUCAAGUCACUAGACGAAUUGAUAGUUCUCCUUAA